AUGGAGUUAAAGGCGUCGUCGGUGCGCCAGCUGCCCGAGCUGCCGGCGCGCGACGCGAUGGACGUGCUCCAGAAGGUCCACGGCUUUUACCAGGUCAAGAACGAAGACGACUUGCGCCAGUGCAUGGAAGGCCUCAACGCCCUCUUCAACCGCGCGCUCGAUCUUGAGCUGGACGAGGAACACAAGCCAGCGCCACGAGUCAAGAAAGCACCGCGGCCUGCAUCGACAUCGACGCCCCGAAGCCCGCGGUCAGCCGCCUACCUCGACCGCGCCGCCGAGAUCUUGGCAGCGACCGACCCCCACGCCCUCUCGUCCCUCCUCGAGUCGCCCGGCAUGCGGCACGCGCUCAACGUCACGGGCAUUCGGCCCGAGGACUUGGUGCCGAAAACGCACGCGGACUUUGUUCGAGAGCGAGACCGGGCGUGGACAGUGCCCCCCGAAAUCGCUGCGAUGCGCUUCAAGCACUAUGAAAAGGCCCGGAAAAGCAGCGUCGCGCUCUUGCUGCAAGUCGCCGAGUCGCAGGAGAUACCAUCGUCGGACGACGCCAAGGACUUUGACCGAGAGCUUGACCACGAGCGCCGGCUUCUUGAAGACAUGAUCCGCGGUCGUCUUCGCUACGAAAAGGUGCUCGAGAAAGAAGCCGAAAUGAUCCGCCGGAAGCGCGCCAAGUUCCUCGUGCAAGAAAAUGGCGUCUUUCGCCGCCGCGGCGACGAGCCCCCGGCGUUCAAAGACCACGUGCACGCCGAGCGGUCCGAGACCAACCGGCUCAAAAUGGAGCGCGUUCGGGCGCAGCGGCAGCUCCUCGAGCAGACCAAGCAAGAGAACGCCGAUGCGCGCCGGCGCUACGAGCAGUCGCGCGCCACGCAGACGAAGAAGGAGAAGGACGACCAGCUCAAGCUCAAACGCGUCCUUGGCGACGAGCGUGAGCGCAAGCGGCUCCAGGUCAUCGAAGACGCGCGCGAGCUCGACCGGCAGCGGCGCGAAUGCAUCGAGCUCGCUGUCCACGAAAGGCGCAAGCGUCUCGCGCAGCACGCGCGCGAGGUGACGGUCCAGCGAGCCAAGAAGAUUCAGUCGUUCAAGACGGACGAAGCGAGCAAGAAGCUCCACGCGACGACCGAGCGCGUUGACAACCUCAAGGAGAUCCGCCGCGCGAUCCUCCAAGAGCGCAAUCGCAUCCACGUGCUCACGCGGAGUCGCAAAGCGCACUGCAAAAGCCUCCGCGACGAAAUCGACGUGCUGCCGGUACACCUUUUCUUGAUACAUUGA
Molecule: messenger RNA, 1266 nt
Organism: Saprolegnia parasitica CBS 223.65
Lineage: Eukaryota; Oomycota; Saprolegniomycetes; Saprolegniales; Saprolegniaceae
Exons: 10
Coding region: 1-1266 (421 amino acids)
Source: RefSeq, a predicted model, not a curated record